Zophobas morio is the source of this 749-nucleotide messenger RNA. RefSeq names its product ribonuclease H-like. Gene Ontology annotation, biological process: DNA replication, removal of RNA primer. NCBI's taxonomy places the organism in Eukaryota, Metazoa, Arthropoda, Insecta, Coleoptera, Tenebrionidae. The record is from RefSeq and is a predicted model, not a curated record. The coding region runs from base 204 to 707 and encodes 167 amino acids. Gene Ontology annotation, molecular function: RNA-DNA hybrid ribonuclease activity; nucleic acid binding. The transcript is spliced from 3 exons.
UAUAACCUCAAAGUUUGUGAAGAUUUUAAACAUUUAUUUUUUGUUAACUGUGUUUAUUAUUGAGUAAUGAGUAAGCGUAUUUCCGUCCACUGAAAUGGAAUUACGUAACUACGUUUUAUUUAAUUAAUGAGUAACAAAAAUAACAUGUCAUGACGUGUUAUUAUUAUCUGAUAACACUUGUUGUUUAUAAAUAGUGGUGAAUCAUGAAACACCUAUGGAGAUUCUUUGCAGGCGUAGACACGACUCAGACUACUCAAACUAUGAGCAUUUACUCAACUCCUGUGGUAGUUUACGCUGACGGAUCCUUCAGGAAUAAGAAGUGUGGAAUUGGGGUGUACUUUCCCGGGGAUAAAUCCUUCAGUUCCAGAGAAGUAUCCAAAGUCAUAGACCACCAUAAACUGACCAACCAAGUCGCCGAACUUGCAGCUUGCAUUAACGCUAUUGAAAUAGCCCAAGAAGUUGGUAUUCAACACCUAGAAGUCCGCACGGAUUCCCAAUACGUCGUAAACAGCAUGAGCAAGUGGAUCCACCAGUGGAAACCCAAGAACUGGAAAAAAAUCGGAAAAAACUGUGAUAUUGAAAACAAGGAUCUCAUAAUGAAACUAGACAAUCUCUGCGCAUCCACCAAAGUUGAUUGGGUGCACAUCCCCCGCAACGCCAACAAAAAAGCAAACGACUUAGCCCAAAAGGCCACCAAGCAUUUAUAACUCUGUAAUUUACACAAUAAAUUUUCUUAAAAAACCGGCAAA